This is a messenger RNA of Limulus polyphemus (Atlantic horseshoe crab), 3151 nucleotides long. RefSeq names its product glutathione S-transferase 1-like. Gene Ontology annotation, molecular function: glutathione transferase activity. Bases 21 to 449 code for a protein of 142 amino acids. The transcript is spliced from 3 exons. Lineage: Eukaryota; Metazoa; Arthropoda; Merostomata; Xiphosura; Limulidae. Gene Ontology annotation, biological process: glutathione metabolic process. The record is from RefSeq and is a predicted model, not a curated record.
UGUUUUGCAGCCGUCCAAUCAUGCUAUACUUUUGCCACAAAUACGCACAAAAUGAUCGACUGUACCCUUGUGAUCCACAAAAGAGGGCGCUCGUAGACAGGAUGCUAUAUUUCGAUUUGGGCACGUUGUACAAUGCUAUCUACAGUUUGGUAAUUCCGAAACUGUUCGGGAAAGUGACUGAAAUUGACACAAAUCAAGAAAACCAAUUCAAAGAAGCACUUAUAAUUUUCGAACAGUUCAUUGGAGACAAGAAAUACGUGACUGGAGACUCUCUAACGCUGGCAGAUAUUUCUAUACUUGCUGGUCUAACAUUCUUGGAAGUUAUUGACUACAAGAUUCAUGGUUUCCAAAAGGUUCAGGACUGGUUACAACGUUUGGAAACUGAACUCCCUUACUACAACGAAAUCAACAAAAAACCAAUAGAGGAUUUCAAAGCUACAAGAGGUUAAUCAUGGUAAUUGUUCAAAGGUAUUCAUUGCUGGCGCCAUCUGUUGGUAAAUAUUCAAAUAUUUCAUAUUUUAAUUAAAACACAAUACCGAAAAUUUUUAGAUCUCAAUGUCUAAAUACCUGAGUGUAGUAAUUUACUUGUGUUUAAAGAAACAGUUUUAAAUAUUGGGUUUUGAGGUUUAGAAUCUCAAGUUUCGUGACGAUUAUACUGCUUAUCAUAAUCAACACUAUAAAUACAUUCAUAUAUAUAUAUAUAUAUAUAUAAUUAACUCAUGUCGAACCGUAUUUAAAUAAAUAAUAGUUCAAAAUACAAAAUCUAAAAACUUAAAAUAUUUUUUUACAGCUUAUAGGUUUCAGAGCAAAAACCAUAAAACGUAAAAACCCAAGUACACAUUUAAGGAACCUAAAAUGUAUAACUGCUGGUACAUACAGAACAAAUUGUAUACAUACUAAUACAAGGAUAAAGAAAUUGUCUACGGAUUUAGAAUUUUAUGUAUUAUUUAUUUAUGGAAAUUUAUAUCAUAAACAUCAACAGAUGGCGGCACAAGCUGGUUUCAUAGUUUCUUUCACGUGGUAUGAUGUACUAAACCUUUUGCGGUCACUUUUUAAUUAAACUGAAGAAAUAGUGUUUCUGUCACAUCAUUUAUCUUUUUUAAUUUUUUAUUAAGUUGUCGAAAUUUAUAAAUUAAAAUUUCAGGGUUAUAAAAACUAUAGUUGUAAUCGAAAAAAAUAAGCAUAAGGAAAUGUAUACGUGCAUAUAUAUUGUUUGUUAGUGUUAAAACUAUAGAUCUUAGUAUAUGUUAUGGAUACACUGAAUAGGAUGCACUAAAAUGUUAUCAAAAUUUGUACACCAGUCUGAUGAAUAUAAAACAGAACUUUAUUAAAUUAUUACAAUAUUUUGAGUUAAUUAUUUUCAUGUUCCAUAACAAAAUCAGGUGCUAUUAAUAUGAAAUUUUCCAAACUUUAUUCUGUAUUGAAAAAAAAAAAAUUAUAAAAGUAACAAGAACAAAAAAAAAAAUUUAAAUAUUCGCCAGUGUUUAGUAUGGCUGCCUAUUAAUUAGUAUCAUUUGGUGGAGGAAUACACAUAACGUUCCUUUUUACUUUUAAGUUAGUUUUUGAUUUAUAUAUCACGCUUACGAAAGUAUCGCCUAAUCAUCCUCCCCGUCCCUUAUUAGAUAAUUCAUUAACAUAUCUUUCACUAAUCCAAGCCUCUGGAAAGAUAUUUUCCACAACAAGCCUUUGGGCAGAAAUUGGUCCCUUUUCACCAAAUGUAAUAUUGAUCAGUUCAAACGCUUCGCGCUUUCUUUUUAUAAUAGGCUCGGAACAACUAAUAACUAAACUAAUACAAAAUUAUUUGUGUUGGUGCUACUAGUAGGUGGUACUGCUAGUGCUACUGGUCCUCUGUAGGUGUUAAUCUCAAAAGACGCCGCAUGUGUAACGUCGAUGUAAUUAAAACUUUUUUCUAUUGUAAAAGCUGAACAGCCUUUAGUAUUGUUAAAAAAGUUUUUUUCUUUUUUUUUUUUUUGCUGACGGAUACUUCACGUAUCAGUUUCUUCAGAAGCUUUCGGUUUGAAGAUUUCUAUCUUCACUUAGAAACCCGAAUUUCUAGCCUAAAACAUUACUGUGUUAAUGUAGUUACUAAGGCUCAUACUGAAUAACUAAAUAUAGAUUUGGCCAUAAAGUUACACAAAAUUAUCUUUAAUCUCCAGAUAAUAAUAAUCUAUUAUUUCAUCCAACGAUUCGCCAUCACGGCUUCAUCAGGGCUAGUAGUAUAAGAGCAGUUAUUUUUGUUGUAUACAUUAGGCCUAAGUGAAUUGUUUAAUGAUUUCGUUGUUAGAAAUGUUUUUUUUUUUGCAAAAUUUUUUAGAAUACUGAUUAUUGUAUUAUAAAGAAACGAAAUAACAUACAAAAAAAAAGCAUACUGGAUAUGUGCGUUUGUUGAUGAGGCUUUUAUACAGAAUUAAGUGUUAUAUAACGAAUCAGUGAAAUUAGCUAAUACAGGAAACAUAUAGGGUUAAUAUGAAAAAUAGUCCCUUGAACGCCUACUUCAAGAAUUUUUGACUUGUAUAGAUUCGACUUGCUUUCAUGUUUUUAGGCGGAACGCAACGAAUUAAAAUAAGAUUCUAAUAUUUUAUAAUUUUUUUUAAGUCUGGGUUUCAAACCAGUUCGAGUUUAUUACAUUUUGUCUUCUCAUUUUCUUUUCUUUUUUUUUAGUGAGUGACGAUAAACGACACUUUCUGUUUAACCCUAAAUGUGUGGAUAAACAUUUUAUGCGUUGUUGAUAAUUUUAUUUAUACUUUCCCCUACGUUUUUUUUACAUGUCUUCUCGACAAUGUAAAAUUAUAUAAGAUUAAAAAAUCGUUGGACUUCUGUUGCAGUGGUAUAUGUAUGAAUCAGUGUCUAUAUUGCUGUGUUUAUCGAGUUUUAACAACACGCGUUAUUAACACGUUGAGUGGUAGUAAAUAUAGCAACAUGAUAUCUCAGAAAGCAAAAUAAUUAACUCUUAUGCACUUUUGGAUAUCGAAUCAUACUUUACAGACAAACUGUUCAACUGGUUGUUUUCUUAACAAUAAAACUAUUUAGUAUUCAUGUGGUUUUAAUACUCUAUUUUUCAAUAAAUUUGAUCGAAAAACUGUGUUAUAAGUCUUUUGAAAAAGCAGAUCUGUAUCUUACUUGUUUUUCUAAUAAACACACAUUAAGUACA